Molecule: messenger RNA, 618 nt
Organism: Lottia gigantea (owl limpet)
Lineage: Eukaryota; Metazoa; Mollusca; Gastropoda; Lottiidae
Exons: 2
Coding region: 1-618 (205 amino acids)
Biological process (GO): DNA replication
Molecular function (GO): DNA binding; DNA-directed DNA polymerase activity; nucleotide binding
Source: RefSeq, a predicted model, not a curated record
AUGGCUUUUGAUGCUAACGGUUUUUACGCUUCCGCCAUGUCGGAUUUAGACAGCGAAUAUCCAAAAGCGGAAAGUGGUAGACCGUUUCGAUCUAAAAAAGACAAUGAAGAAUUUGUUAAGCUCUUUAAUGACCAGAAAUUCAGACCUAGAACGGCUAUUUUAAAAGUCUGGUUUGACUUUCCCAAAAACAUGUUCUUCCAACCGAUACCAGCUAAAGAUAAAAUCACUUUUACGAACAAAGAAGGUAAAAAGGAAACUGGCACUAAAAUCAGGUUCAGAAAUGGUUUCUGUUCAGAGGUUUUAACAUUGGUCGAUAUUCAAGAAAUAGUUAAAGCCGGUGGACGAAUUAUUAGAAUAUUAGAUGGUAUAGUUUACGAAAAAAAUUUUAAAACUCCACCCUAUAGAGAUUAUAUUUCAAUUUUGAGAGAUCUAAGAAAUAAAUAUAAACGAGAAGGUAAUAUCAAGGAUAUAACUACAUCGAGACAUUUAUGGAGUGAAGCAACUUUAAAAGCCAACUUCGAUUCACACGUCAAAAGCUAUCCUAAAGUAAAUGAGACUCAAUAUAUCGUUGAGAUAAAUGAAGAAGAAAAAGAAAACCUCCUAAAUCUACACGACUAA